AUGCAUGGAAUUUUUAUGAAUAAUAUUACAUGGUUUGAUGGUGUUCCUGGAUUGUCUCAAUGUCCACAGAUAAGCGGAUCAACAUUUACAUAUACUUUUCCCGUUAAUCAAUAUGGAACCUAUUGGUAUCAUUCUCAUUUCGUAGCUCAAUAUGUUGACGGAUUGAAGGGUCCAAUUAUUGUCCAUGAUCCAGAAGAUCCUUAUAAAGAUUCAUAUGAUUGUGAAUAUGUAAUGACAAUAAGUGAUUGGUAUCAUGAACCGACUGGAAAUUUCAUGCCCACGUUCCGUAAUG
Molecule: messenger RNA, 292 nt
Organism: Dentiscutata heterogama
Lineage: Eukaryota; Fungi; Glomeromycota; Glomeromycetes; Diversisporales; Gigasporaceae
Source: the annotation of a GenBank genome assembly